Molecule: messenger RNA, 2277 nt
Organism: Candidozyma duobushaemuli
Lineage: Eukaryota; Fungi; Ascomycota; Pichiomycetes; Serinales; Metschnikowiaceae
Gene: GCS1
Product: glutamate--cysteine ligase
Exons: 1
Coding region: 1-2277 (758 amino acids)
Biological process (GO): glutathione biosynthetic process
Molecular function (GO): glutamate-cysteine ligase activity
Source: RefSeq, a predicted model, not a curated record
AUGGGUUUGCUAUCUCUAGGGACUCCCUUGGACUGGCACGAGCUGAAGAAGCAUAACGAACAUGUCCGUGAUAAUGGUAUCGAGCAGCUCAUAAACAUUUUUCGCCAGCAUUCAGCCAGACUGAAGGACCAUUUCUACUGGGGCGAUGAGGUCGAGUAUAUGUUGGUGGACAUCGAUAGUUCCAGAAAGACAGCACGUUUAGCUAUUGACAAGGAUCUGAUUUUGGAUGAUCUCAACGAUCCCGCAAAGCCUGAAAUCUCGGGAAAGGCCAUCUCGAACAACGUUUCUUUCCAUCCAGAGUAUGGCAGAUACAUGAUUGAAGCCACACCGCUCAGGCCUUACGAUGGUAACUCUCUUGAGGACUACGUCUACGUCGAGGAAAAUAUGAUCAAAAGACGUGAGGUGUCUCAAUCAGAGCUUCCAGCAAACAUCGUGCCUUUGACAUUGACGACAUAUCCUCGCAUGGGUUGCGGUGACUUCACUUCUCCCAAGGCCAAGCCUAUUGGUCCAGCCUCCCAAUCGCUUUUCUUGCCUGACGAAAUUAUAAAUAGACACGUCAGGUUUCCAACUCUUACUGCUAACAUUCGGAAGAGAAGAGGGCACAAGGUUGCGAUCAAUUUGCCUAUCUACCCGGAUACGAACACCAAACUCAUAGAUGAUAGUAUCCCUAAGCGUGACUUGUUCCCUUCAGACGAAGAGCCUUUCAUUGGAGCAUCUCAGCCUGGUCAUGUUUAUAUGGAUUCUAUGGGUUUUGGCAUGGGAUCAUCCUGUCUUCAGAUUACCGUUCAGCCAUCUGACAUUCAUCAAGCCAGGUACUUGUAUGAUACCUUGGCUCCGCUCACACCAAUUCUUAUGGCCGUAUCUGCUGCCGCUCCAAUCUUCAAGGGGUUCUUGGUGAACCAGGAUGUUCGCUGGAAUGUCAUCAGCGGGGCUGUUGACGAUAGAACGUUUUUGGAGCGUGACAUCAAGCCUUACAAGGGCGCAGACUUUUUUGGUGGAUUGGAUGUUACCCAUGAGGUAAAAGAUCAUUUUGAGCUGCUUGGUGGAGGUCCCGGAGUCAAUGGCGAUCGCAUCAUUAAUGAGUACGGUGACACUACGAUCAAGACACUCGAUGGUAAGCCUGUUCAGAAAGUUCCAAAGUCUAGAUACGAGUCGAUUGACACAUAUUUGGGAGACCAGGGUUACCAUGACGAGCCGUACUUUGACAAGUCGUACAACGACAUCUACUCGCCAGUCAACAAGAAAGUGUAUGACAAACUCACUUCCACAAAGCUCUUUGACCCACUUUUGGCUCACCAUUUCGCCCACCUUUUUAUUAGAGACCCGCUCGUUAUUUUCAGCGAAAGAGUCAACCAGGACAAUACUCUCGAGAACGACCACUUCGAGAACCUCCAAUCCACAAACUGGCAGACAUUAAGAUUUAAGCCUCCUGCUCUAUACCAAGAGGGCGAACAACUCUCUGAGAAGCCUGGGUGGAGAGUUGAGUUCAGACCACUUGAGAUUCAGCUCACUGACUUUGAGAAUGCUGCUUACUCCGUUUUCAUUACGCUUGUUAGCAAAGCUAUCCUUAAAUUCAACCCAGACUUUUACACACCUAUUUCGAAGGUUGACAAGAACAUGAAGACCGCUCAUGGCGUGGAUGCCUCCACAGACUCCAGAUUCUGGUUCCGGAACCCGUCAAGGUGGCGUCUCAACAACGAGGAUUUCAAGGGAUAUGAUCUUACAUGGUUUGAUCGCUUUGUUAACGACGGAAACGAUCUUUUCGACGACAAUGGUGUUUACCUUAAUGGCUAUGUGGAAGUGAAUAACGAUGUGGUUGAGAAUGGCACAGAUGUUAGCGAUACAUGCAACGAUGUCAAACUCAGUGCUCUGGAGCUUAUUGAUGGUCUGGACUCCUUCCCAGGUCUCAUCAAGCUCGUUGUCAAACUCAUCGCUACGGAACUCAUUCCUUCCAACUGGCAGAACAAGAGCCACCAUUGCAAGAGCCGGCAGUUCGCGAAGGAAUUGGAGCUUCUUCGUAACUACUUGAAACUCAUCAGUUUUAGAGCUUCUGGCAAGAUCCCUACAAUUGCACGUUUCCUUCGGGACUUUGUUCUAAGGCAUCCCGACUACAAGCAAGACUCAAAAGUCAGCGAUCGGAUUAAUUACGACUUGGUUCAAGCCAGCGUGGCCAUCACGAACCUAGACUUUAAGCAUCACAGUGACCUUCUUGAGGAAUACUUCGGUGAAGAAAUAGCCGGCUUUUUGUCGGCACGCAGUGCCGCAGGCAUCGCUUAA